Messenger RNA from Physella acuta, 509 nucleotides. RefSeq lists its product as uncharacterized. The record is from RefSeq and is a predicted model, not a curated record. Lineage: Eukaryota; Metazoa; Mollusca; Gastropoda; Physidae. Gene Ontology annotation, molecular function: calcium ion binding.
UUUCUGUUGUUGGCUAUCUGUCUUCCACUGGUGGAAAAUGCUUUGACCAUCCAACAAAUCGCGUACGAGCCUUUCAGAAGGAUGGACCUCAACCAUGACGGGCACGUGACCAAGGCCGAACUGCUCAUCUACUACGACGCCCAUGAUCUGAACAACGACGCCAAAGUGACCAGUACCGAAUACUACCACCACGUUGACCUUGUGUACACUGACCCUCAAGUCCAUUCUUACCUCCGUCGAGUCUUCCCCGGCCUUGACAUUGACAACAACGGCGUGCUCAACAACGCCGACUACGACGACAUGUUCGCCAUCUGUGACUUCAACAGGAACGGCAUGAUCACGGUGGACGAGUAUCAGAUAUACUUUAGGAUUAUAGCAACUUGAGUCUGUUGGUCGCUAACAAGGUGUUUGAUCAAUAAUAUAAUAAUUAAUGACUUUUUAAACAUAAUUUGUUUGUCCUAAUUUUAUGUUUUGUUUUAACGUAAAUGACGAUUAAAAUUUUGAAGCUU